Molecule: messenger RNA, 1110 nt
Organism: Entamoeba invadens IP1
Lineage: Eukaryota; Evosea; Mastigamoebida; Endamoebidae
Exons: 1
Coding region: 1-1110 (369 amino acids)
Source: RefSeq, a predicted model, not a curated record
AUGAAGAUCUACAAUUCGACGAUGUGGGCUAUCUUUGCACGAGGGAGGCACAUCCACAUUUCAAACAAUUAUGUUGAGGGCUGUGUGAUGCGCAACGAGAACUGUAAGAGUACAAAUGGUUGGGAGCAGUGUUUAGCUACCAACGCGAUAUCUGCAUAUGGUCCAAUCAUGUCCGAGAAUGUUACUUUUGAGAACAACGAGGUUUAUCAUUCUUGGGGUGAAGGAAUGGACUUAAUUUUAUGUUCAAAUUGUAUAGCCCGUGGUAACUAUUUUCACGACAUCUUCCCAAUCAUGUUUUAUUCAGACAAUGGCAGAAACCUAUUAAUAGAAAAUAAUAUUUUUAGACAAUCAAAUGGGUCACUCAAGGGCUGUGGCAGUGUAAGUUACCACGCGAUUUCCUUUGGAAACGAAAAGUGGCCGAAAGACCCGGUGGCCACUGUUAACAUGACUGUCAAGAACAAUUUCAUUUGGGGGACUUAUAACGGCGUCAGUUACUUUGGGGGGAGUGAUAUAGCACACUACAGUGAUAUUAAUGUCAUUUUUAACACGUUUUGGAAAUUAAAGGGGUGCGCUCUUCAAUUUUUGGAGGAGCCUGUUUUGAAGGGAAAUACGAAUAACUGCGUGUUUAAAAAUAAUUUUGUGUACUCUCCAAAUGACUAUUUCUCCGCUGCUGUUAACGAGAAUUACACAAAAUUCUGGAACGUCUCUGCAAACGUCUAUUAUGGAGUUAAUAGAAUUCAAUUGAAAGACACGUGGAACGGGACCGAUGGGAAGGCACAUUCAAUUCGAUUUAAUUUGACCGAAAGUGGUCCACUCGAGUUCUUUGGUGGCGGGGCGUAUGGAAAUUGUUCGAAUGAAAGUUAUUGGAAUGUUGAUGUGCAGACAUAUUGUUUUAUACCUAAUAAUAAAUCUGUGUUGUAUCAUAUGGGGGUGGACGCAGGGUACAAAGAAAUGGAAGGAAAAAUCGAAAAAGAUUACUUUGGAUGUGCAAGAAAUAGAGUCAGACCGUCGAUUGGAUAUUCAGAAGGUGAUUUUAUAUGUAUUAGCAAGAGCGCAACUUUGGGCAGUACUAUCAUAUUAUUAUUCUCUGUGAUAAUUGGAAUUAUUUAA